AGUUCUUCGCGUCCCUGCGUCCUGUAGUUCGCCUACGGAGUGCUCGUGCUCUUCUGAUUGGGCACACGACGAAUCAUUGGCGCAUCAGACGCGAUUGAUCAUAUUUCUGCUGUCCUUCCUUUGGCGUCUUUGAAUUCGGUGCACUGUUGAAGUCUCCAUCGCGAUGCCUCGUAAACGUGCAGCCAUUUCUAAGGACUUUCCACCCGUGCUCUCGCCUGCGGAGAAGGCCUACGAAGCCCAUAUUUCUCUUCUAUAUUCCUCGACGAAAACAUUUGACCUGCUCUGUCUUCCAGUUGAACUCUUCGACAUCAUCAUAUCUCUGUUUCCAGACGUGUUGUCAAUUCGUCCUCUGAAGGGUACCUUGCUCGAGAAUGAAUAUGGUCAAAGGGGACGCGUUCUUCGCGCUCUGUCACGGGUGUCGCAUGCCUAUCGGGCUGUCUUCCUCCAUAAAGCUUGGGAACGGCUCGAGGCAGUUGUCUACGACGAAACCAGGACAAGCGAGAAUUGGUGGAUGCAACUUGGGAGGAAACUUGAACGAGUUAGUAAUGGACUCGCGAAUACACCUGAAGUUGCUCGCCAUGUGAGGAUUGCAACAGUCAACCUGUCAAAAUAUUCUUCCAAAACUGUCCUUCCAGCAUUCGCGCACUGUCUCGAACGACUUCCCAAUUUGCACACACUACAAGUAGUCCAUGCCUCAUCAAGCGUAUCGGCUGGCAUUCAUAGUACGUUCCGGGACAUCAAGCUUCCUCAGAUCCGCAAUGUCUCCAUGCCUUCCAGUGCACGAGGGAUUCUUUCGUCAUGUUCUGAAGUUCGUUGCGUGACAUGCAGAGAUGACGAUGGAGGGCCUUUGGUUUGGGCUCUGAGGAAUGCGUGUCCGAAGCUUGAAGUUCUGCGUGGUAUCACGCCUAAUGCAACUACAGCGAAUCGACUUGCAUCAGUAGCAGCCUUACGCAAACUCGAGAUCAACGCCCGCAAGACCUAUUUCGAACCGUACAGUCCACAAGAAUGGGUAGAAACGACAAUAGUCACAAUUAGGGAUCUUCGAAACUUGAGAAGUUUGCGUACGUUGAUCAUGUGGGUGGACGUCGAAGAGAGGAGCGAUCUCAAGUAUCCGUCAAAGAGAAAGAUUGAAGCGGCUCGUCAGGCUUUGCGAGAGACUGCUGCACCUCUACCGAAGUUACUUGUUGUCAGAUGGUGUCAUACUAAAGGCGUUGUAAAGGAGGAGCGAAUCAACAUUGAAUGAGUAAGCUAGAAUUAACAGUUUUCCUAUUGUUCUACGCUUCUCGCGCCAAUGUGAUGGCAAAGGUACUUGAUUUUCAAAUCAAUGUAUAGUCUAUAGCUUGAAUGCUAUAUUCCAGUAUCUAAAUGUCUGGAAUGAGACUACUUAUUCAGGA
Messenger RNA from Somion occarium, 1394 nucleotides. The record is from the annotation of a GenBank genome assembly. NCBI's taxonomy places the organism in Eukaryota, Fungi, Basidiomycota, Agaricomycetes, Polyporales, Cerrenaceae.